GCAACCAUACAGCUUUAGCUUUCAGAAGAGUGAGGCGCAGAUCUUUUCUCUUCAUCGAAGCUGAUUGUCCCGUCCCGCCUAUAGGAUAUUUUUUAACCCGCUCCCUUCUAAACUCAAGCGAAUGGCGUGCGGAGUCCUUCACGGUUUACCUCACUAGUCGGUUGUCUUAAGUGUACACUGCUGAAUCCUGUUUCCAGAGGGUAAUUUUAGCUCACUGCAUUGCAGCCGCUAGAGCUGCUGCUGGAAUCAGACAGCUUUACAAUGGCGACUCCCGGUCACAGCACCAAGUCGCCAACUUCAUGCAAUAGGAGUAUUAGCGCUGCAGGAUCCGUGUUACACCACCCGCAGAUGCAGACGCAACACUUCAUGACAGUCAGCAACAUGCAGGAUUCUAAUACAUGCUGUAGGUGUCAAAAUGAAACGGGAUUUCAAAUAAAUCUCUCUGGAGUAACUCAAAGUAAACGCAAAGCACUGAAGUUAAACUUUGCCAAUCCACCAGUCAAACCAACUGCAAGGCUUCCCGUCACAACAGCUAAUCCUCCAUUCCAGAACCCUCACAUAGAGAGGAUGCGGACACACAGUAUCGAGUCGUCAGGAAAGCUGAAGAUUUCUCCAGAGCAACAUUGUGACUUCACGGCUGAGGAUCUGAAGGAUCUGGGGGAAAUCGGGAGGGGAGCCUACGGCUCUGUCAACAAUAUGGUGCAUAAACCCAGCGGACAAAUCAUGGCCGUCAAGAGGAUUCGCUCCACCGUUGAUGAGAAAGAACAGAAACAACUUCUCAUGGAUUUAGAUGUAGUGAUGAGGAGUAGCGACUGCCCAUAUAUUGUCCAGUUCUACGGCGCUUUGUUUCGAGAGGGCGACUGUUGGAUAUGUAUGGAGCUUAUGUCUACCUCCCUUGACAAAUUCUACAAAUAUGUAUAUUGUGCAUUAGAUGAUGUCAUUCCAGAGGAAAUAUUAGGCAAAAUUACAUUAGCAACUGUGAAAGCACUUAAUCACUUGAAAGAAAACUUGAAAAUAAUCCACAGAGACAUCAAACCCUCGAACAUUCUUCUGGAUAGAAAUGGCAACAUUAAGCUUUGUGAUUUUGGUAUCAGUGGACAGUUAGUCGACUCAAUUGCCAAAACCAGAGAUGCUGGAUGUAGACCUUACAUGGCUCCUGAACGGAUAGAUCCCAGUGCGUCUAGACAAGGCUAUGAUGUCCGCUCAGAUGUAUGGAGUUUGGGAAUCACGUUGUAUGAACUUGCCACGGGACGUUUUCCCUACCCCAAAUGGAACAGUGUGUUUGAUCAGCUGACACAGGUGGUGAAGGGAGACCCUCCACAGCUCAGCAACUCCGAGGAGAGGCAGUUUUCACCCAAAUUCACCCAGUUUGUCAAUCUAUGCCUUACAAAAGAUGAGUCGAAAAGACCAAAGUACAGAGAACUGCUGAAACAUCCAUUUAUCCUGAUGUAUGAAGAGCGAGUUGUGGACGUUGCCAGUUAUGUUUGUAAAAACUUAGAUCAAAUGCCCACCUCCCCUGGCUCUCCCAUGUAUGUUGACUGAUGGUGACCGGUCUGUUGAACAGAAUACGGAUCGGCUACCAUUUGGUGUACAUACAGCACCUCACUUAAUGGAAGUUUUACUGAAUUACAAAUCCUACUUUGAAAUGUUGAUCUCUGUGAUGAGGGUUUUAUUUCAAAGCACUGAUGCUCUAAUUCAUUUAUUGCACCAAAAUGUGGUUGAGGUGGGUGUAUACAGUUGCUUUACUGUACAGUUGCCAGAAUACUGCUUUGUUACUUUGCAAGUGGUUUUGCUCCGUUUGGCCUCAAUAUAUAGGUAAUUUAUUUUGUAUUUCAGUGCUUCGAAAUAAAAAUAUUAAGGACAAAAACUGAAUGUUUUUUUUUCAUUCAGUAAAAUGAAAGAAUUGGUUAAUGGUCUAUUUUUUUCUGCUAGGCAUCAAUCAUAUACAAAGAAUCAAGUGAUUGUGUGAAAAGAGAAUUGCUUUCCAGUCCCUAAUGUUUUGUGCAAUAAGAAACGGCUUCAAUUUAAACCAUGGUGUGUAAACCAAUGCUAUAGCUAGCUUCAGCAAAACAGCCUUUGGCAUUUCAUUGUCUUGUGUUGUGUGUCUAUGUGUGUGUGUGUGAUCAUUUUGAUUUUAAACUUAACCUGAAUUUGACCAUUUCAAGAAAAAGACUAUCAGAUCCGGCUCUGUCUGUUCGCUACUUAAACACAUAUGUUCACCAAAAUGGUAUUGCUCUGAAACACAAAAGGAAAAAUGGAAAAAAAAAGGUUUUGCUUAAUACGUGUACAGAAAAUCAGAAAAACCACACUCAAAUGCAUUUGACACAAUUGUCAUACUUUUUAUUUAAUGAGGUAUUGUACUACAUAAACGAAAUGUUAAGUAGCUCUACUCUCUAAAUAUGAAAUAUGAGGUCUUGAUCCAAAUUGUUUUUAUGAUAUCAAAGAGAAAUGUGUCUUGUGUACAGAAUGCAUAUGCAGGGCACUUCUCAUCCACUCUAAAUGUGUAUUUAUAGAGACUUUUUUUUUCCCUGACAACAUGGUCAAACUGUAGAACGGAGGUUUCUCCAUUGUUUCACAGAUUUCUCAGAAAGCUUGACCUUUGAGCAUGUUAUGGUUGGAUAUGGCAUGCGUGGAUGGAUUGUGCCUGGAGCUCAGACCCUAACCCUCAAAUUGUAAUUCACUGAUAGAUCAAUUAUUUUAAGAGAUGUGCAGCGGUUAUCAAAUAAUUUUGUGGAAAAAUGGUUUGAUUGUACACUUAUGGCCCUAGAUAGUGUUGUUGUUGAGAGAGUUUUUUAAGUGUCAGAAAAACUUAAAUAUAGUUCACAUGUUACUCAUCAAUUGCCAACAGCCUAUGUAGUGAGCGUCUAAUGAUUGACCUUGAAGAAUGAAUAAUGUGCCAAUCGCAAAUCACCAGAAUGUUUAGUAAAGGGGUAAAAUAUUUUUAAGGACGAUGUGUAUAAUAUUGUAUCAAGAGUCAAAAAUGUGUACAGAAAAAUCACUGUGAAAAUAUUUUAAGUGUACGGUGAGAACAGUAAUCUGUAAAAAUUGUAACAAGGAAACAUGCAGGGAUUAAUGUUGUAGGUGUUUAGGUUUGGAUAUAUUAAGCUUUUCCUGCUUUGGGCUUUUGUCUUAUACAUGUCACAUAUUUAAUGAGAACACAUGAAACCGACUUCUCGUUAUAAUAUGAUCAAAGUAUUUGCCUGCAGGUCAUGAACUUUGUCAUUUUGCUCUGUUAGGUCUGAACACACAGAUGGUCUAUAUGCUAGAAUAAAACCAAUUACUCAGCCA
Triplophysa dalaica is the source of this 3288-nucleotide messenger RNA. RefSeq names its product mitogen-activated protein kinase kinase 4b (gene map2k4b). Gene Ontology annotation, molecular function: JUN kinase kinase activity; ATP binding. Bases 262 to 1542 code for a protein of 426 amino acids. The transcript is spliced from 13 exons. The record is from RefSeq and is a predicted model, not a curated record. Gene Ontology annotation, biological process: MAPK cascade; protein phosphorylation. NCBI's taxonomy places the organism in Eukaryota, Metazoa, Chordata, Actinopteri, Cypriniformes, Nemacheilidae.